AUGAUCAAUUCCCUUAUCAGUCAGCGAGCUGGAAUUGAUUCGAGCACGAAUGUCCCCAUGCGAAACUCUUACAUUGCGCUUUUCAAGGCACGUAUUUCGCUGGUUUUGGGUUCCUUAAAUGACCUCGUGGGUCCUUGCUUCCCCCGGUCCAAGGCGAGUAAUCUAAUCGUCCCCUCGCCAAUUAUGGUAGCCCAGACCAAGCACGUCAAUCUGUUUUUUAUCCCCAGAGCUGGGGCGCCAAGGGCAUCGCUCGCCGGUGACGAAGCAGGCGCGCAAGAGGCAGACCAGACGGCCGGAGAAACUUGCGACCCAACCCAGAUUAAGGACAAACAAUGGUUGGAUUUAGUUCUCAAACCUGAGAUGACAAAUAUAUCGUUCGGAUGUAAGGAGGACCUGAAAGCGCUAAAACCCGAAGGGGACAAGGUGUUCACGACCGAGGAAUGUAAAGAAGACCACCAGACCCCUCUGUCGACGGCGUGCGCUGGCGCGAAACUAGAGCGUUCAGUAGCCGGGGCGACGAAGCAUACAUUAACUGUAAACCCGAGGCCUCCCCAGGACAAAGUGUUUUACUACAAGUGUCAGUCCGCGGAUUCUCCCAGCAUGGAAGCGUUAGGAUUCAAAGUCGACGCACAGAAAACGGAAUGCAUCAUCAAGAUAACAGUGAAGGGGGUCGGUCCUGCGACAGUCGUCCCCGCCGCACACAUCUGCGUCCCGAAGGAAACGGGAAAAGACUCCAGAAACGUUAAGGAGUUGACACUGGAGGGGGACAAGCAGAGCAUCGAUUUCAGUUGCGGCAAACAGGCAAACACACAGCUCACUCCUGCGGCGAAUCUGAAUAAGUUUUGCGCGGAUGAGGGCUGCCAGGACCAGAAGGAUCUCUCCACGGUGUGGUCCGAUGCGGCGUUGACAGAGUCGACGGCAGGCGAUGCGACGAGUUACACGCUUAGCGUCAAGUCGGAGCGGUCCGAGGACAAGAGUAUCUACUACAAGUGCAGCAUUCCGGCAAAUGAAAAAACUGAGGUGCAUGAUGACGAGGGGGCCAGACAGGAAAAGGCAUGUGUCCUCAAAAUCACCGUGAAGUCCGGGGACACGUCAUCAGCAGCUGCUUGGAUGACUCUGACUUCCUGUCUGAUCGGGCAAGUCGUGCUGGGUCUCCUUAACCUCUAG
Besnoitia besnoiti is the source of this 1167-nucleotide messenger RNA. RefSeq lists its product as uncharacterized. The coding region runs from base 1 to 1167 and encodes 388 amino acids. Gene Ontology annotation, cellular component: membrane. NCBI's taxonomy places the organism in Eukaryota, Apicomplexa, Conoidasida, Eucoccidiorida, Sarcocystidae. The transcript has 2 exons. The record is from RefSeq and is a predicted model, not a curated record.